CUCCCGUCCCUACUUCCGGCUGAAAAUAAAUAGAAAACAUGAGCGAGAAAAUUAGUCGUUUUGAAGCCUUGGAACAACAAUUGGAGCUUUUUAUAGAGACUACUAGACAAGUAGGAAUAAUUGUGAGCGAUGUGCAACCAAAUAGUCAAGCAGUUUUGAAUAAAAAGCUAAAUGAAAUGAUAACAGGAUUACAGGAAGUAGACAAAAUGAAGUCACAGAUGGCUGAUAUCAGUGUUCCAUUGGAGGUUUUUGACUACAUUGAUCAGGGUAAAAAUCCCAACCUUUAUACAAAGGACUGUUUAGAGAAAACAUUGGCAAAGAAUGAACAAGUCAAAGGAAAGAUAGAUAAUUUAAAGAGAUUCAAGGCAAGUUUACUGGUGGAGUUGACAAAAGUUUUCCCCAAUGAGAUCAACACUUACAGAGCUCUACGAGAUGACCAACCAACCUGAAAUUUGGUUAUUUUGUGACAUGUUUAAACUAUGAGAGAAAUGUUGUAGACUUGAUAUUCAUCAUUUUAUUAACAGCUCGCAGAACAGAAUAUUUGUGAAGCUUUGAGUGAAUGGAUUUGAAUUGUGAAAAGUAUAUCUGAUGAUAUGUUUGUUUGCUAUUGAAAGAUAUUUAUGAAUUUAAUCAAAACAUUAAUGCUCUACUGAAGAUGGGAAAGUAUCAUUUUCCAGUUGAAUAACAGUAUGUUUUUAAAGAAUCCUUGAUACUUUUUCAUGCCAAAGUGAAAGCAAUUUCAUCAUUUGUAUGAGCUGUGAGCUAUCCUGUACUGUAAUAAUAAAAUGUACAAUUGAAA
Mytilus trossulus (common blue mussel) is the source of this 799-nucleotide messenger RNA. Its product is annotated as mediator of RNA polymerase II transcription subunit 10-like. Gene Ontology annotation, cellular component: mediator complex. Bases 39 to 449 code for a protein of 136 amino acids. The record is from RefSeq and is a predicted model, not a curated record. NCBI's taxonomy places the organism in Eukaryota, Metazoa, Mollusca, Bivalvia, Mytilida, Mytilidae. Gene Ontology annotation, molecular function: transcription coregulator activity. The transcript is spliced from 5 exons. Gene Ontology annotation, biological process: positive regulation of transcription by RNA polymerase II.